AUGUCAACUACAUUUGAAGAAAUAUUAUAUGAAGAUAAUUUCUCAUAUAAACUUUAAUAUGUUGAUACUGAUAGUUUUCUUCUAUAAACAGAAAACUAUGAACCAUAAAUUGAGUCUGAUGGAAUGCUGAUUGAAGCAGAAUUAGAUGAGGGUAUCAACUUUUAGAUUGAUUAACCUUAAAAUGUAAAUCAACCAGCAUUCCAAAAAAUACUCAAGACACCAAGCAAAUAAAUUCAAAACAAAAAAUAUAGAUUCCCUAGAGAAUCUAAAAAUUAUUUCAAAAAUAUUGGACCAAAACUUAAAGAAUUCAUUAUUGAAAAUUUUUCUCACAUACCUCAAAUAAUGAAUCAACCUCUAAUUUAAGAAUACCUGUAAAUAAAAAAUUAGAGACAUAUUAAGUUGCAUAUUUAAAAACUUUGCUAAAUAAGAGAAGGCCUAACUAUUGCUAAGUCUUUUUUCAAAAACUAUAGAUGGUCUAAGUCUCUUGUCAACGAUGAUCUCAGUAGCUAUUUUCGACUUAAUAGUGAUUGGAAUAAUUGAGU
This is a messenger RNA of Paramecium pentaurelia, 542 nucleotides long. The record is from the annotation of a GenBank genome assembly. NCBI's taxonomy places the organism in Eukaryota, Ciliophora, Oligohymenophorea, Peniculida, Parameciidae.